AAUAUCCAAGGUUUACCGGUUGAAGGAGGGUUUUGAACCCCAGCCCUCAUCUUCGAUCAACCUUUUUUUUCUCUUUUUUUUUUCUCUUGUGUUAAACCACUACCUGGAUCGUUGAUGCAGUCAUCAUCCGUCCCCGGUCGGCACACGGCGUUUACAUUGGCCGACAUGGUCGUACACUGGAGAUGCAACAUCAAUGUGAAAAAAAAACCGGAACACGGCACGGCGGGAUGCUUCCUUCUGUUGGAUCUGGUGUCGGGCGCCCGUCGGGACCGAGUAAGCAGAAAAUAAAGCUCAGCCAUUUGCCUGUGGCUACCACUGCGCCUGACAGGAUUGGGGUGCCGGUUUCGGGUCCAAACAGCCGACGUUGAUCGUCUCCUCCCUCGCGUGAUGUCAGCUCAUCUUUACUUCUCAGUUGGUUGAGCCCCCCAGGGCAGUAUCAAAACGAACGCCAUGUCUACCUACCCUUCCAAAGCUCCCCAUCAGGAUGGGAUGGAAGCCCCCUUGUCCAUCCCUUCGGCUCAGCCCCGGAUCUUGGCCUUCACUUGGCCUUCGGCCUGCGCCCCUCCUGGACUUCCCCAGGGCGAGUUCCGGAUGCCGUGCACCUCAGUCCUUGUGAACCCUUACAUCCCGCAUUGAGACCUUGUGUACAGCAUAACACUAUUUACGACGCAGACAAGCUGCUGGUCUCGCCCGGUCGUCUGAAGCUCAAGCAAGCCAUCACACGCACCUCUCUGCGCGCCACUCCUGCUUCUACUACGGCUUAUUAAAGAACGACAGCACCCCUCCGCGCGCCUGUAAGCAUGCCUCCCUACAAUCCAUUCAAGAUUAACCCGAACUUCCUCCGCCCUCCCUUCAAGGCUAGUGUAAUGAGUACUCAAGUUGCCGUCGCGGCUGGUGUUGCUGGCCUGGGAAUCUACGCCUUCUACCUGAGACGGAACGCAAGCGGGAGCGCAACGGGAACUGCUUUAGCCACAAACAUGGACGCCAGCGAUCUCAAGCCGGGCAAGCUGCCUCUGUCCGGCUUUGGCUUCCACAGCUUGCGCCUGCACAGUACCGAGCUCAUCAACCACAAUACCAAGAAAUUGCGUUUCGAACUUCCUGACCGCUCUCAGCCCAGCGGUAUGGGCCUCACCUCUGCUCUUCUGACCAUCUCCUUCCCCAAGGGACGAUGGCUCCCUGUUAUCCGCCCAUACACCCCUACAAAUGACCUAAACGAACCCGGCUUCGUUGAGCUCAUGGUCAAGCUCUACCCCGGCGGCAAGCAAAGCACUCACCUGCACUCGCUCCAGCCUGGCGACACCCUAACCGUAGCCCCCAUUCCCGAGCUCAAGUGGACUCUCAACAAGCACCCGCACGUGGCCAUGAUCGCCGGCGGCGCCGGCAUCACCCCCAUGUACCAGCUCGUCCGCGGUAUCCUGACCAACCCGGCCGACAAGACCCGUAUCACCCUCGUCUGGGGCGUCAACACGGACGAGGACAUUUUUCUGCGUGACCAGCUCGCCGAGCUUGAGCAGAACUACCCUGGCCGCUUGAAGACUGUUUACGUCGUUGCUCAACCUGCAGCACAGUCCCCGCAUCAGAAGGGGUUUGUGACUAGGCAGGUGCUGGAACAGGCCGGGCUCAAUGGUGCGACGGAGAAGAGCAAGGGGACCAAGGUGUUGCUUUGUGGACCGCCGGCCAUGGAGAAGGCGUUGAAGGGAACGAAGGGAUGGGUAGGAGGUGGCAAGAAGGGGGUGUUGCAGGAGUUGGGGUAUACCCAGGAUCAGAUUUACAACUUUUAGAUAGGUGAACUAAGAAAGAGCGUGUUUGUAUGGUGUGGAUUCUAGGUGGAUGGGAGUUUGUAUGAUGAGUGGUGAAAAUGAAAGGGUUGGUACGCAUUGAGGAGUUGGUCGCCACGGAUAAUGCCAGGAUUGUGGUUGAGUCCGUUGUUAAUGGCGUUUGUAAGUAAGGGUUUCCAAUGCGGUCGUUCGAAAGUAGGAAAGGCAAUUAUUCCCCCCUUUUGUCUGUGGUCCUGGUUCUGCAGUCACAUGUGAUCUCGCCUGAGGUUUUCAAGAGUACUUGCUG
Neurospora crassa OR74A is the source of this 2064-nucleotide messenger RNA. Its product is annotated as NADH-cytochrome b5 reductase 2. Gene Ontology annotation, biological process: ergosterol biosynthetic process. The transcript has 2 exons. Lineage: Eukaryota; Fungi; Ascomycota; Sordariomycetes; Sordariales; Sordariaceae. The record is from RefSeq and is a predicted model, not a curated record. Gene Ontology annotation, molecular function: cytochrome-b5 reductase activity, acting on NAD(P)H. Bases 801 to 1781 code for a protein of 326 amino acids.